This is a messenger RNA of Ipomoea nil (Japanese morning glory), 2004 nucleotides long. Its product is annotated as adenine/guanine permease AZG1-like. The record is from RefSeq and is a predicted model, not a curated record. NCBI's taxonomy places the organism in Eukaryota, Viridiplantae, Streptophyta, Magnoliopsida, Solanales, Convolvulaceae. Gene Ontology annotation, molecular function: purine nucleobase transmembrane transporter activity. The transcript has a single exon. Gene Ontology annotation, cellular component: plasma membrane. Gene Ontology annotation, biological process: transmembrane transport. The coding region runs from base 82 to 1806 and encodes 574 amino acids.
AAUAAUAAUAAAACAAAAAAUAUAGUAUUUAAGCUACAUCCUCCAAGAAAGAGCGAUCAAGAACUUUCCAACUAACUCACAAUGGACCUGGAGGCAGGGAGUUUAUCUCCGCCACCACUUGCGGCGGCGGCGGCGGCCAACACUGGACGGUCUCCGGUGUCGCGUCUCAAUUCCUUUGUAGAGAGAAGUCCAGUUGGCAAGCGUUUCAAACUCAAGGAGCGGAACACCACCUUCACCACCGAGCUCCGCGCCGGCACUGCCACCUUCCUCACCAUGGCCUACAUCCUCGCCGUGAACGCUUCCAUCCUGUCCGAUUCCGGCGGCACGUGCUCCGUCUCCGACUGCCUCGCCCUCUGCGGCGGCGACCCCACUGUCCCGCUCUCUAACUGCACUCAAAUCGUGUCUCCCGACGAGUCCUGCAAGUUCAACCCCGUCAACCCCGGCUACGCCGCCUGUCUCGAGAAAACGCGGAAGGAUCUGAUCGUCGCCACCGUGGCGUCGUCCUUGAUCGGUUGCGUGAUUAUGGGCGUGUUCGCGAAUUUGCCGCUGGCAUUAGCGCCCGGAAUGGGCGCCAACGCGUAUUUCGCGUACACCGUCGUCGGUUUCCAUGGCUCCGGCAACCUGUCAUAUCAAAGCGCGCUCGCCGCCAUUUUCAUCGAAGGGCUCAUAUUCCUCCUGAUCUCCGCGUUCGGUUUACGCGCUCGCCUGGCGAAAAUGGUCCCCAAGCCCGUCAGAAUCUCCUCCUCCGCCGGCAUUGGCCUUUUCUUAGCCUUUAUCGGCCUGCAAAACAAUCAAGGGAUCGGCCUCGUCGGCUUCAGCCCCUCCACGCUAGUCACGCUCGGAGCCUGCCCUCGCGACGGCGCACGUGCGGCGCUAGCGCAGGUCACAACCGCCGCGAACGGCACCGUUUCAUUAGUCCCCGGCGGCACCGUCUCCGGCGAUAUCCUCUGCUUGCAUGGCCGCAUGGAAAGCGCGACUUUCUGGCUCGGAGUGGUAGGAUUUGUAAUUAUCGCGUAUUGUAUGGUUAAAAACAUAAAGGGCGCCAUGAUUUACGGCGUGAUUUUCGUAACCGCCGUAUCUUGGUUCCGGCAUACCAGAGUAACCGCCUUCCCCGAUACUCCCGCCGGGGAUUCCGCCUAUGAGUAUUUCAAAAAAGUCGUCGACGUUCACAAAAUCGAAAGCACCGCCGGAGCUCUGAGCUUCAAGAGCAUCGGAAAAGGAUUCUUCUGGGAAGCUCUGGUGACUUUCCUCUACGUCGACAUUCUGGACACCACCGGGACUCUAUAUUCAAUGGCGCGCUUCGCCGGCUUCACCGACGCCAACGGCGACUUCGAGGGGCAGUACUUCGCGUUCAUGUCCGACGCGUCGGCGAUUGUGAUCGGAUCGCUUCUCGGCACCUCGCCGGUGACGGCGUUCAUAGAAUCCUCGACGGGAAUCCGGGAAGGCGGCCGGACGGGGCUGACGGCGCUGACCGCCGCGUGGUACUUCUUCCUCGCCUUCUUCUUCACCCCGCUGCUCGCCUCCAUCCCGCCGUGGGCGGUGGGGCCGCCGCUGAUACUCGUCGGCGUUCUGAUGAUGCGGGCGGUGACGGAGAUCGAGUGGGGCGACAUGCGGCAGGCGAUUCCGGCGUUCAUAACGCUAAUCUUGAUGCCGUUGACUUACUCCAUCGCCUACGGGUUGAUCGGCGGCAUUGGAACUUUCAUUAUUUUGCACUUGUGGGACUGGAUCGCGGGGUGGAUGAGGAAAUACAGAACAAUUGAGGGGCCAACUAGCAAUAAUGUGAAUUUGGAUAAUGGUGUCAAGUAGCUUAAUAUAAUGAUGGAUGAUGCUAAACAAAAUUCUUGUUGAUAUGAUUGAUAAGCUAAGGUAAAGGGUCACCAAUGUUUCUUUCAUAGGAGCUUUCUUUUGUCCUUAUUCCUUAGUACAGUGUUACAAUGAUGGGAUUAUUAGGAGAGAGUGGCUUAUUAUAAAUUUAAUUAGGAUAUAUUAUUAUCAUUAUUACAA